ACUGGGCGUAUUUCCAUCAAACAUCAGGACUUUACAGCCUCCCACAGGUACUAAAUAUUAUCUCGUUGGGUGUACAGCAAGCUACGCAUAACCUCGCGCAGGAUAAGGAAUCCAAGACUUCGUUAAACGAGCCAAGCAAUAACGGUUAUACAUAAUCCCACGCGAGGUUGGAAACCAGGAUCCCACGUCAGUCAAGACGCGCAUGCUUGGCAUGUCAGAACUUGUCUUCGAUUCCCACGCUUUCGUCAUGCAUUGAUCGCUGUCCCGCACCAUGUUCUGCGAUCCUGAUGACGGUUUUUGCGGGGACUGUUGCGCUAAUAGGGUCUUAGAGCCCCGUCAAUGUGAAUAUCCUUGCUAAAGACAGCGCUCUGCCAAUGAUCUAGCCCAUCUUCGCGUGGAACCUUGCCCCCCCAGCUCCAGUGAAUAUGUUAUCGGCUCUAGGGGGAACUCUAGUACAGCCACGUCGAUAGGCUGGUCGGGGAAAACCGUCGGAAACGUCGCUACGAGACCUAGCGGACCAGAGUAAGGCCGUAUAGGGUAGUCUAGUUGAUCGUACAACCGGAGUAAAGUGGAUCAGCUACUCAGUGCCACUAGAAGAGGCAGUAUAUAACCUUAGGUGCGACGCAAUAUGGGAAAGAGCUUUUCUCUAAGAAACAUAUCGUGCCUCCUACAUCUCCAUUUCAUCCAUCUUCAGAAUGAAUCUCUUUACGGCUCUUCUACUGGCUAGCACAGCUCAUACUUACGUUAUUGAUCGCUCUCGAAUUACCACACGCGACUCUCAAGUGGAAGUCAAGGACUACACAUACAAUGGAGACACCGGCCCCCUUCACUGGCAUGACCUAGAUCCAUCGAAGAAUGGAGCUUGUGCUUCCGGUCGUCAUCAGUCCCCCAUCGAUAUCAUCACGGAGGAAAUUAGCUACACUGCCCCUGGUACCCUUCAUAUCAACAUUCCCAACGCAAAUGCGUCCACUUUCGAAAACAUAGGUGCUGGACUGGAGGUUAUAGCCCAAGGGUCUCUGAGACUAAGAAACAAACAAUACCCUCUGAAACAGUUCCAUUUCCACACUCCAAGCGAGCAUCACAUCAACGGGGAGUACUUUCCCAUGGAAGUGCACUUUGUCUUUCAGACUGCAAAUGAAACCGCCGUCGUCGGCUUUCUCUUCCAGCUCGUCGAGAACCAACCCUCCUUCGCCCCCUUCGAUUCUAUAUUCAAUCAUUGCAACGAAAUAGCCGAAGCAGGAACCACAACAAAUACUGGACCGACCGACUUUCAUCUGUUGAGUAGACAUCUGGAAGGGAACGUUAUCUACAAUUACACUGGUUCGUUGACUACGCCACCUUGCACGGAGCAGGUGCAAUGGUUCGUUAGCCAGCAGCCUCUACCACUCAGCGUUCGUGAUUACAAUGAGGCGAAGAGGGUGUUGAAGUUUAAUGCGAGGUAUACGCAGAAUACGCUUGGGGAGGAUAACUUAUUGGCGUGA
This is a messenger RNA of Aspergillus melleus, 1481 nucleotides long. Its product is annotated as carbonic anhydrase family protein. Lineage: Eukaryota; Fungi; Ascomycota; Eurotiomycetes; Eurotiales; Aspergillaceae. Gene Ontology annotation, molecular function: zinc ion binding; carbonate dehydratase activity. The coding region runs from base 696 to 1481 and encodes 261 amino acids. The record is from RefSeq and is a predicted model, not a curated record. The transcript is spliced from 2 exons.